CCAGUUUCUCAUUAAUAAACAAGAAUCAAGAGAUGACAUCUUUUCUAGCUAAGCUCUGCUUUGGACUAUCUCAGUUUCUAAUGUUCCGAGUCCUGACAGCAUAUGAUCCCACAAAAGGAUUCGUUUCUUUGCCAUUCAAUACAUCUGUUUACCACAUUCAAAAGCCAUACGACAAGCAAGAGAAUCAGCGGUACAGCUUCAAGAACGGAGUCCACAAAUUAUGGGUUUUUGCCAAUGAUAAACCUCACACCACAACUAGCCACACAAAGCCGAGGACUGAGAUUGCUAUCCAAGGGUAUGGUUACUCCUCAGGAGUAUGGGAAUUUGCAGCAGACGCGUACAUUCCAAAAGGAACCACAGGAGUGUGCAUAAUGCAAGUAUUCGGGGCUGCACCUCAUGCCACAACCCUCAUGCUCAGAGUUUACGAUGGCGCGCUCAUGUACUAUCAACACACUGUCUUGGUUGGCAACAUCUACAAUCGAUGGUUCCAUCUAAAUGUUGUGCACCACGUCGAGGCGGCUAAAGUAAUGGUGUACAUAGAUGGAAAGCUCAAGUUGACAGCAGAUGGUCGCGGGGGACACUCUCAUGCUUUCAAAUGCGGCGUUUAUGCACAAAAUAGUGAUUCAUUUCGCAUGGAGUCCCGGUGGAAGAAUAUCCAAGUUUUAAAGCACAUCUGAAUGCUCAAAUUGUUGCGUUAUACUUAUAUAUGUAGCCAUCUGUGUAUUGUGUAAUGCAUUUUGUUCUGUUAUUCGAAUGUCUCAGAUGGGAUCUUCAUC
This is a messenger RNA of Daucus carota subsp. sativus, 776 nucleotides long. Its product is annotated as citrate-binding protein. The transcript has 2 exons. NCBI's taxonomy places the organism in Eukaryota, Viridiplantae, Streptophyta, Magnoliopsida, Apiales, Apiaceae. The record is from RefSeq and is a predicted model, not a curated record. Bases 33 to 677 code for a protein of 214 amino acids.